This is a messenger RNA of Paralichthys olivaceus (Japanese flounder), 984 nucleotides long. RefSeq names its product iron-sulfur cluster assembly 2 (gene isca2). The record is from RefSeq and is a predicted model, not a curated record. Gene Ontology annotation, biological process: iron-sulfur cluster assembly. Gene Ontology annotation, cellular component: mitochondrion. Lineage: Eukaryota; Metazoa; Chordata; Actinopteri; Pleuronectiformes; Paralichthyidae. Gene Ontology annotation, molecular function: 2 iron, 2 sulfur cluster binding; 4 iron, 4 sulfur cluster binding; iron ion binding.
GUCCUCGUCACGUAAAGGAGGCGGAGCUAAAGAGCAUUUGUUAUGGAAGAUGUCAUUCGUUAGAGGAGCCAUGAUAGCUGCGUCAAAGACAAGAAUGUGGAGCUUCGCUAGGUCCUCGACUCUGCUGAACAGCCUCGGUGUGAACCAGCAGCUCCAGCGGCUGCCCACCAACACCACAGCGGGGCUCCGGCGCCUCAGCAGCGCCUCAGCCCAGCAGCAACCAUCGGUGUCAAAUCCACCUGAGGAUAAAGUGCUCCUCACUGAGUCAUGUGUGAAGAGGUUGGGGGAGAUCAUGGGGAAGGGCGAGUACCUGAGAAUACAUGUGGAGGGAGGAGGCUGCUCCGGGUUCCAGUACAAGUUCUCUGUUGAUGGAAACAAGAAUGAAGACGACAGAGUGUUUGAGCAGGGAGGCGUGGGCAUCAUCGUGGACCAGGACAGCCUGGAGUUUGUGAAAGGGGCCACUGUGGACUUCAGCCAGGAGCUGAUCCGCUCCGCCUUCCAGGUUCUCAAGAAUCCUCAAGCCGAUCAUGGCUGCUCCUGUGGCAGCUCCUUCUCAGUCAAACUAUGACCCUGCUUUCCUGUUACCUGCAUUAAUAUGAAUGAACACACACAUUUACCAGUUUAUCAGAGACACAUCUUCAACAUAUGCGUAUAAAUCAACUGGUAACUCUGAAUAUUAUUUCAUUUUGAACUAUCUGUGAUAUUUUGAACUCCCACAUCAGCUAAUAAUUACAUUUUGUGUCAACAAUCAAACUGGUAGAUAAUGUGUUGCUUUCUUUUUCAAUGUGAAUUUUGCCGAUGUGAAUGAAAGACAAAUCGUUGCAGGUGGUGACAGGCAACAGUGUUCACAACAUUCAACUUUGUUGAAAUUGAAGGGAUUUAUUCAGUGCAUAGACUUACCUUGUUUUGUAAAUGAUGUAUAUAGGACAUAUAUAUGCUAAAUUAUAUUUCUUUCAACUUAAAUAAAACUGAGUGAAUAUGAAA